Messenger RNA from Phialemonium atrogriseum, 2245 nucleotides. Its product is annotated as catalase-domain-containing protein. The record is from RefSeq and is a predicted model, not a curated record. The coding region runs from base 1 to 2211 and encodes 736 amino acids. Gene Ontology annotation, biological process: response to oxidative stress; hydrogen peroxide catabolic process. The transcript is spliced from 2 exons. Gene Ontology annotation, cellular component: cytosol. Lineage: Eukaryota; Fungi; Ascomycota; Sordariomycetes; Cephalothecales; Cephalothecaceae. Gene Ontology annotation, molecular function: catalase activity; heme binding.
AUGGCUUCUAUCAUUCCUGACACAAUCCACAAAGCUCAAAAAGCAGUCAUGGGUUCGCAAGGCGACAAGCUGGCCGAUCUGGCUAAGGAUACUAAGACACCCACACCCAAGAGCCUCUUCACUUCCGACACUGGUGUCAGACAGGCCACUGCCGACGACUGGUUGAAAGUCGUCAGCGACGACCAGCAGGGGCCUGCGCUACUCGAAGACCAGUUUGCGCGUGAGAAGAUCCACCGAUUUGACCAUGAGAGAAUCCCCGAGCGAGUCGUCCACGCCCGCGGUUCCGGCGCAUUUGGGACAUUCCGGCUUCUUGAAAGCGCCUCGGAUGUGACGUCAGCCGGUGUCUUGACGGACACGUCUCGCGAGACUCCCGUCUUUGUCCGGUAUUCCACGGUGCUCGGCAGCAGGGGCAGUGCCGACACAGUCCGUGAUGUGCGGGGAUUCGCCGUCAAGUUCUACACCGAGGAGGGUAACUGGGACAUCGUCGGGAACGACAUUCCCGUCUUCUUCAUCCAGGACGCGACCAAGUUCCCGGACGUGAUCCACGCCGGCAAGCCCGAGCCGCACAACGAGGUGCCGCAGGCCCAGUCGGCGCACAACAACUUCUGGGACUUCCAGUUCCUGCACCCCGAGGCAACCCACAUGUUCAUGUGGGCCAUGUCUGACCGGGGCAUCCCGCGGUCCUUCCGGAUGAUGCAGGGCUUCGGCGUCAACACCUUCACCCUCCUCAACGCCAAGGGCGAGCGCCACUUUGUCAAGUUCCACUUCAACCCCGAGCUCGGCGUGCACUCGCUCGUCUGGGACGAGGCCCUCAAGCUCGCCGGCCAGGACCCGGACUUCCACCGCAAGGACCUGUGGGAGGCCAUCGAGAACGGCAUCUACCCCAAGUGGAAAUUCGGCAUUCAGGUGAUCCCCGAGGCCGACGAGCACAAGUUCGAGUUCGACAUCCUCGACGCCACCAAGCUGUGGCCCGAGGACCUGGUCCCGGUCCGCUACAUCGGCGAGCUGGAGCUGAACCGCAACCCGGACGAGUUCUUCACGCAGACGGAGCAGAUCGCCUUCUGCACCAGCCACGUGGUGCCGGGCAUCGGCUUCUCCGACGACCCGCUCCUGCAGGGCCGCAACUUCAGCUACUUCGACACCCAGAUCACGCGCCUGGGCGUCAACUGGGAGGAGCUGCCCAUCAACCGGCCCGUGUGCCCCGUCAUGAACUUCAACCGCGACGGCGCCAUGAGGCACACCAUCCACAAGAGCAACGUCAACUACUGGCCGAACCGCCACGGGGCCGUGCCACCGGCCAGGCCCGACCAGGGCGCCUACCUCGAGUACCCGCAGAAGGUCGAGGGCAUCAAGGCGCGCGCCCGCAGCGCAAAGUUCAAGGACCACCACAGCCAGGCGCAGCUGUUCUGGAACAGCAUGAGCCCCGUCGAGCAGCGGCACAUGACGAGCGCCUUCGCCUUCGAGCUCGACCACUGCGACGACCCGAUCGUGUACGAGCGCAUGGUCACGCGCAUCGCCGAGCUCGACCUCGGCCUCGCCCAGGCCGUCGCCGCCAUGGUUGGCGGCGACAUCCCGCAGAAAGCCGGCCGCCAGAACCACGGCCGUCGGGCCCCGGGCCUGUCGCAGCUCGAGCUCCUGCCGGCCAAGCCGACCAUCGCAACGCGGAGGGUGGCCAUCAUGAUCGCCGACGGCUUCGACGCCGUCGCGUUCGGCGCCGUCAAGGCCGCGCUGGCGGCCGCCCAGGCGACGGUGCUGGUCGUCGGCCCCAACCGCCGCAAGGUCACGUCCGAGGGCGGCGCGCUGUCGCUGCAGCCGGACCACCACCUCGAGGGCCUGCGGUCGACCAUGGUGGACGCCAUCUUCGUCCCGGGGGGGGCCAAGUCGGUCGCGACGCUGUCCAAGAACGGCCGGGCCGUGCACUGGGUGCGCGAGGCCUUCGGCCACCUCAAGACCGUCGCCGCGACGGGCGAGGCCGUCGACCUGCUCAGCCUCGCGUUCAAGCUACCCGGAGUGGAGCUGUCGUCGUCGGGCGAGCCGGUCGAGUCGUACGGCGUUGUGACGUUGCGGCAGGUCAAGCCCGAGAGCUUCAGCGAGGCCAUCAAGAUCGGAAAGGGCGCAAAGGGGUUCCUGGAGAACUUCUUCUACUCCAUCGCCCAGCACCGGAACUGGGACCGGGAGCUGGACGGGCUAAACACACAGGUUGCUUACUGAGAAACGGCUGGAUCUGUUGGUGUGCCUCGCUUCU